CAAACUCGCAUUUCGAGCCUCGACCCGCCAUAUUCGCCGACACUAUUUUAUUUUCCUUUGAUGGCGUCGAUUCAAAACUAUCUCACCUUCACUAUCUUCUUCCUUCUAUUCAUUGUAAAUAUAUUUGUCGCUGCAUUGCACGAAAAACCAACGGGCCAGAUAAACUCUAACUCCGUGUUAGUAGCGCUUCUUGAUUCUCGAUAUACCGAGCUUGCUGAGCUGGUCGAGAAAGCGCUACUAUUGCAAACGUUAGAAGAAGCGGUUGCGGUGCAUAAUGUUACUAUAUUUGCACCUAGAAAUGAAGCUCUGGAACGUGAUCUUGACCCGGGGUUCAAACAGUUUUUACUUGAACCCCGGAAUUUAAGAUCACUCCAGGAGCUUCUGCUUCAUCAUAUUGUGCCUAGUAGAGUUAGUGUCAUACAAUGGCCUAAGGAAAAGACAUCGCAUAAUACGUUAUCUGGCGAUCAAUUACAUCUAUCAAUUUUGGAUUCCGCGAGGUUUGUUGGUUCGGCUGAGGUUGUUCGUGUUGAAGAUGUUGUGCGUAAUGAUGGAAUUAUACAUGGGAUCGGGCGGUUGUUGAUCCCGAAAUCGGUUCAACGGGAUUUUAAUACACGUAGAAGUUUGCGAGCUAUUUCUGCUGUUAAACCGGAAGGGGCUCCAGAAGUGGAUCCCAGGACGAAUAGAUUGAAAAAACCGGCACCCCCUGUUCCUGUUGGUUCACCACCAAUUCUUCCAAUCUAUUCGGCCAUGGCUCCCGGGCCUUCUUUGGCCCCGGCUCCCGCCCCCGGACCUGGUGGCCCACGCCAUCAUUUUGAUGGCGAGAGCCAGGUCAAGGACUUUAUUCAGACCCUUCUACAAUACGGCGGGUAUAAUGAGAUGGCUGACAUUUUGGUAAACUUAACAAAUUUGGCAACGGAAAUGGGGAAAUUGGUAUCACAAGGAUAUGUAUUGACAGUUUUGGCGCCCAAUGACGAAGCUAUGGCAAAGUUGACCACCGAUCAACUGGCCGAGCCUGGGGCGCCAGAAAGGAUCAUGUACUACCAUAUUGUACCAGAGUACCAAACCGAAGAAAGUAUGUACAAUGCAGUUAGAAGAUUUGGUAAAAUUCAAUAUGACACACUUCACGUGCCACACAAGGUUAUGGCUCAAGAAGCCGAUGGAUCAGUAAAAUUCGGGAAUGGAGAAGAAACAGCUUAUUUGUUCGAUCCAGAUAUAUAUACUGAUGGAAGAAUAUCGGUUCAAGGGAUUGAUGGAGUGUUAUUUCCAUCUUCGGUGCAGAGUGCAAAAACGGUUGAUCCUGUUAAGGUCGUGCCCAAAUCGCGCAGAGGAAAGUUGAUGGAGGUAGCAUGUAAUGUGCUUAUGAGCAUUGGGCAAGAUUUAAGGUUCACCACAUGUCAUCACAUUUGAUCAUCCAAAACUGCAUUUGCAAGAAAAGCAGGCCAGUAGCUUAAAGACAAAGAAACCUUCAAGGGGAUAAAAGAAUGUUGUUAGUGGGAAGGAUUCUCAAAAGAUGUGGCUUUUGGAUUGUCAUUAGUGUUGUUUUUGUGUGUAAUGUAAUGUGGUAAAAAGGGGUAAAAAUGUUAAUAUGGUUGGGAGAUACCAAUCAAAUUUUUGGGGUCAGUAAAUAGUUGGAAUAAAGAUAAAGAGGAGGUGUGCAUUGCUGGCAGAACAAAAUGGGAGAUGAAUUGUUCUGUAUGUGUGUGUUUUUUACGUGUGGGUUGGUCAAAGAACAACCUACACCACUUGGUAAUGGGACCAAUCCAAUAAAUAUAACACCCCUCACAAAUUUCUUACAAAAGUUUUUCGUAAUGAAAAGAUAGAUUAAAUUAAA
Messenger RNA from Erigeron canadensis, 1831 nucleotides. RefSeq names its product fasciclin-like arabinogalactan protein 16. The record is from RefSeq and is a predicted model, not a curated record. Lineage: Eukaryota; Viridiplantae; Streptophyta; Magnoliopsida; Asterales; Asteraceae. The transcript is spliced from 4 exons. The coding region runs from base 61 to 1407 and encodes 448 amino acids.